GAGUUUAUAAAAAGAGAUGAGAUGAGAGGUCUCAUUUCCAGCUGAAGCAGUUUCAAAAUGAGGAAUAUUUUUACAUCUUUAUUAAUCCUGGCAUUUUGCACUAGAUAUUGCACAUCUGUUACCAGCCCAGGCAAAGGAAAACCAACAGAUUGCACUUCACCUGAUAUUUCACAUGCACAAAUACUCCCUAAUAAGACAAGAUAUGCUGAAGAAGAAACUUUAUUUUAUGCUUGUGAGAAGGGGUAUAAAACAAGCAAAGGAUUUUGGUGGGGUGAGACACAGUGUACAUCUGGAAAGUGGCAACCCAACCCAGAAUGCAUUGAUGAAAGAAUAGCUUGCCCGCAGCCACCACACGUGGAAAAUACAGUCAUUACAACUAAGCCUAAACUGUUUGUUAAUAAGGACAAAAUAGAAUAUAUGUGCAUAUUCACUGGUGAAAUGCUAAGCAAUGCAUGUGAGAAAGGAAUGUGGAAAAAUAAUCAUCAAUGUUCUGAAUUUUGUUCUGUGCCACAAAUAUUCGAUGGAUUUCCUCACCAUCCAUCUAAAAGGUAUUUCUAUGGUGAUAAACUGGAAUAUGAAUGUAAUAAGGAUUACAGGCGUUCUGAUGUUGCCUCAGAAUGUACCAGACGAGGGUGGAAGCCCACGCCACAAUGUACAAUUUUAACUUGUGAAGUUCCAUACAUUACAAGUGGCAGAAUCUCCAAUCCUGUAAAAGAAUACAAUGUAAAUGAAACCUUACAGUAUUUUUGCACUGGCAAUUUCAAGCGAUCUCGAACUGAUCCUGUUUGCACUGUUGAAGGCUGGAAACCAAAGCCAGUCUGUAAUGAUGGAAGAUGUUUUCUGCCUCCUAAAAUUGACAAUGGAGACAUAAAAGAAGAUAUUAACUCAUGGUAUAAAGAUGGUGCUGAAGUUCCAUAUCAAUGCAAAGAGAACUAUGUGAUGGAAGGUGACAGUGUUGUCAAAUGUUCUGUAGGAGACUGGUCCAAACCACCUCAGUGCAUGAAGCCCUGCUUUUUGAUGAUUCAGAAACAACCAAAGACACUGAAACAUAAAGAAGAAUUGAAAAUUAUAUGUCCGAAUAGGAAACAAACAACAUUAAUCUGUGAAAAUGGAAAACCACUUAAUACAUGUCCUUCAUGAACAUUUUCAGUAAAAGAGAACACAUGGUGGAAAAAAUCCAUGGUGCUGGAAGAUUCAUUCAUUUAUCUGUUUUUAUUAUGUGAUUUUCUACAUUACUACUCUAUAUUACUGAACUGAUUGUUUGAAGUGGAACAGUUUUAUGUAAUCAAAGCACAUUGCUGCUAGAAAGUAUAGUUAUAUAUAGUGAAUGUGAAAAGAUCUCUCUCAAAAAUGUUUAUAUUUUUGAACACAUUGUAAUAUAACAGGUUAAAACAGCAAAAUACUUUUGUAAUGUAAGAGUUGACUAAUCAACAAUGUGUCUCUUAAAACAGUAAACUAUGCUUCCAGUAAUUUCAAUGACUUCAUUGCUUCUCAAUUGUUAGAUCUUAAUAAACGAUACAAACCCUGUUAACUACUGAGACCACCUGGGGUACUCCGCCAACUAGCACGCAAAUUCUUGAAAUACAUAUUUGAUCUUUUUCCAGGUUAGGCAGAGUUGUCUUAUCCCACAGGAAAAUUUGUUUGCAGCAGGUUAUUAUAAAACGCAGGGCAUUUUUACAGAGAUACAAGAAUGUAAGUCAAGUUGUUACUGGCCAUAAGUUUCUACAAAAUAAAAAUAAUGAACUCUAACAGCACACAAUAAUAAUUCAGAAGGAUCCCCUCAACCACUAGAAUUUAAAACACCAAUAGAUCUAGCGAUAAAAGAGUUCUUAAAUCUGUUGUAUUUGUUCCUUGGGAACCUAAAGUGCAGCCUGAUGUCAAGAAAUUAAAUUUAAGAAACAGAGGUGGGCUAAAGUUUGGCACAACUAAGUCGGCCUUCUUUCUAACUUGUUUGUGAUACAGCUCAGUUACAGAGGUUUGCUGCAAACCAAAUUAUUUCACUAUUUACUUUGACAUUGUUUUUUAGACAAUUUGUGUUAAUAGUGCUAAGGUUUUCAAAUCAACAUACAAGAGCAGAUGUAACAACAGGUUUGAUCAAACAUUAAAACAACUGAGUUUCCUUAUGAAUAAAAGUCAUCUCUGUACCUUCUUAA
Polypterus senegalus (gray bichir) is the source of this 2153-nucleotide messenger RNA. RefSeq names its product coagulation factor XIII B chain-like. The transcript is spliced from 9 exons. NCBI's taxonomy places the organism in Eukaryota, Metazoa, Chordata, Cladistia, Polypteriformes, Polypteridae. The record is from RefSeq and is a predicted model, not a curated record. Bases 58 to 1140 code for a protein of 360 amino acids.